AUGUAUAAUAUUCUAGCUGUUGAUGAUGAUAGAACAUGUCUACUUAUACUCAAAGAAUGGCUCGAAAAAUGGGGUUAUCAAGUGACAACAGUAGAGAAUGCACAUGAAGCUCUAAGCAUGCUUGAGAACAAAUCUUUUGACCUGGUUAUAACGGACAUUCAUAUGCCAGAGAUGAAUGGUUUUGAACUUCAAGAACGAAUUAAUCAAAAUUUUAACUUGCCGAUCAUUUUGAUAUCAGCUGAUACUAGAGCUGAAGUUAUGUGCAUAGGUAUUAAGAACGGGGCUGAACGCUUCUUUGUCAAGCCAUUAGUGGCCAAUAACUUUAAAGACAUAUGGCAGUUUGUCGAGUGGUGGAAGAGAACUAGGAGCAAUAACACUACUCCACUCACACAAAUUAAUGGAAGCUCAGAAGAAAGUCGGACAGCGGUAAUUGAUAGUCAUAGAGACAAUGAUAAUAAUACUCUUUCGGGUAAUACAACUGGGAGAGGGAGAAAAAGACUUGUUUGGACAAGUGACCUCCACACCCGUUUUGUGGAAGCUAUCUUAGUUAUUGGUUAUCAUAAGGGGUCUUCAAGGAGAGCUAUAUAUGCAACUUUGAUGCAAGAACUUGAUUCUUCUACAAAUGUAGCUUCAACGGGACUCGGAAGUGUUAAUUCACAUAAAGCUCACACUCAAAACAUGGGUAGUAUAAUUGGAAGCAGCACUUCGAAUUUUAUCCAUAAUCUUAGUUAUUCGACCAAUCAUAUGGACUACUACCAUCAAAACCCUCUUGCUCAAGAGCAUGAAAACUAUUCUAAUAGUGCUAACACCAAUAUGCCUCUUGGUGGAAAUCAUUUUACACCUCCUAGCAAAGUUCACCUUGAAAAUAACUUCCAAUCUUAUCAAUUAGUCGAUGUGGGUGAGGAGGACAACAAUAAUUUCUCUCAUGAAAAUAACUUCCACCAUGAUCAAUUAAGUCAACUUGAAAAUAAGCAUGGAGAUCCAAGUAUGGGAAUUUCAUCUGGUGGAAAUCAUUUUGAAAACACCUCAGCUAUGGAUGCACUUGAGCUUGAUGGUAAAAUAAUGACAGAUGAAAGCUGGUUCAACAAUAUUGGGGGAGAAGGUGACAACGACUACUGGUUAAAUAUUGAAUUUGAUGAGGAUGUGGACAAGGACCAAAAUCGCGGAGAUAUAUAG
This is a messenger RNA of Daucus carota subsp. sativus, 1176 nucleotides long. Its product is annotated as two-component response regulator ARR12. NCBI's taxonomy places the organism in Eukaryota, Viridiplantae, Streptophyta, Magnoliopsida, Apiales, Apiaceae. The transcript has 8 exons. The record is from RefSeq and is a predicted model, not a curated record. Bases 1 to 1176 code for a protein of 391 amino acids. Gene Ontology annotation, biological process: phosphorelay signal transduction system; cytokinin-activated signaling pathway.